Molecule: messenger RNA, 876 nt
Organism: Penicillium canariense
Lineage: Eukaryota; Fungi; Ascomycota; Eurotiomycetes; Eurotiales; Aspergillaceae
Exons: 1
Coding region: 1-876 (291 amino acids)
Source: RefSeq, a predicted model, not a curated record
AUGGCGGGCAUUGUCAAUAAGCCUCUGGCCAUCUUCCGCCGCCCCGAGUCCCCCAAACCUCUCCACACUAGGUGGGGGGAUGUGGCUAUAUCGGUGCCUACUGAUGGCUCAUGGAAUCAAUACGACAACCCCCAUCGACCAGCUCCAGAAAGACAAUCCUACGGGCCCGGGUUUGUGCCGGACUACUCCCCCUCGGAUCGAGUCUACAAUACUGCACGCAGCAGCGCUACCAGAGAGAGCAUUCUGAAGAGUGAGGACUCUGAAGAUGACAACAAAAGUACAUCCACGGGUAGAGCCUCAACGGUGUCUAUAUCACGACGAAACUCGCUAUCUCUGGGGGCCUUUCGCCCCCAUAGACUCUCCGUACGUUUGGCCUCUCGCCCCAAGCCCCUGAGAGGCGAAUUACAGCUCGAGAGAGAAAGCCACCAGGCAGAGAAUAAGAUGCCCGAAUUUGCGUACAAACCAAUCCACCAGAACUACCCGACCGAGAUAUCUGAAAAGUCCGAGCGCUCUACCCAUCACUAUCGCUACAUCCCCACAAAUGGACGGUAUCUUGAAGACAUCCCUUCUCCUCGGAGUCCACGGAGCCAGUCAGCCACACCAUUCCACGGCUCUCGCACCCGGCGAGAUUCCUUCAUCGAGUCUCUUGCAAACCGAGAACGCGGUCGCGAACUAGCGAGAGUCCAUUCCCCACAGAACUCACGGCCGGAAGAUGAUUGCCAGAGUGUACGAUCGAGUCUUGCAGAUAGCUCUGACAGCUCUAGCGCUGGCUCUGGCUCCAGGCUGAGCUUUGGUUUGCCGCCGAGACGAAGGUCGUUGUCUUUGAAACCGCUGACUUUGGCUAUGGUACCCGAUCCCGAGGAUCUCUAUGCGUGA